CGUUUCAUACAGAUAAUGUGACAAAACUUAUGUUGAUAGAUUUUUGUUAGUGAAAUAAUUAUUUACAGUAGAAAUUCAUCAUGGCUGAUAUAUUGGUGAGAAUAUUCAAUCCAGAUGAAGUCUUGCAAUUGCCAGAAACAGUUCGAAAAAAGUUGGAAAAUGAAUUGCAAUUUAAAGAAAACUCUAUCGAUUCGCUAAAAGCUGAAGUAGAUCAAAUGAAAGCUGAACAUGAACAGAAAUAUUAUGAAAUUGAAAAAAAUAUGAUUGAAAUGUCGACGCGUCUUAACAGUGCUUCUUCAAAUUGUUCGCAGGCUACAGGAAGAAAUAAAGAACUCGAUGAAGAGCUGAAAUCCUUCAAAUCAUUGAAUGAAUCGUUGGAAACUUCUUUCGCUGAAGCGCAGGGUGAAAUCGCAGCGCUCAAGCACACCCACGAUCUAUGGAAAGCAGAAAAAAUGACUUUGCAACAUUCUAUAGAAAAAAGAGAUUUGGAAAUUACUGAAAUAAGAGGAGAAUGGAAAGCGGUUUCUGAUAAACUAGCUGUCACUACUCUUAGCAAGAACAAAAUAGAGUUAAAAUUAGAUGAACUACAAAAUUCUGGUGUAACAAUUCAGUAUAAUACCAAACGUUUGGAGAAAGAAAAAGAACUUUUGGCGAUACAAAAUAAUCAACUGACAGAAGAAUUGAAGGCAAAAUCAACUGAAUUAAAUUCUGUAAAACUUCAGAAAGAAAAUGAAUUAGUGUCAUUACGAAGUCGUCUUGAGGUGAAAAUGGAUGAAUGCAAACAACUUGCAACUGUGUCUGAAAAUCUUCGGACAACAAAUGAAGAAUUGGGAAAGAAAAUUGAUGAUUUGUUAACGAAGGCCAACACCGCGGAAGAGGAGCAUCGAUCAAUGGAAGAGGCUUAUCGGAAUGAAUUGCAAUCACAAACCAAUUUGGCUGAGUUAUAUAAAGCUUCGGCAAAAGAUGAAGAAGAAAAAGCGAAUGAACUGGCUUCAGCGGUGCAUGAACUUCAAAAAAUAGUUACCAAAUCAGCGGAUGAAAAAGUGGCAAAUGUACUAAAACUUGAAGAACUGAAAAAAAAAUCGAACGAUCUUUCCUAUCAAAUCGAGCUCUUAAAAGGUGAAUUAGAGAAAGCAAAUGAUCUACUUGCAGUAAAAAGGGGGCAAGAUCCAGAGAAACUCAGUGAUGAAGAGUUAGCUGCACUUUGCCCUACAGCUGCAAUGGCAAGCAAAUUUAUUAAAUCUGGCAUGACGUUAACAGAAAUUUAUUCAAAAUACAUCGACACAGUAGAUGAACUUGAGAUUGCAAAACAAGAAUGUAAAAAAUCGAAUGAAACAAUGGAUGCCAUUUUGGAAGAAUUAAACGAAAAAGCUCCGAUUUUGAAACAGCAAAGGGAAGAUUAUGAGAGAGCGCUUUCCACGAUUACUCAACUCACUUCGCAAACUGACGCUGCAGUCAUUGAGUGUCAACAUCUUCGCGCAGAGGCAGACGAUUCUGCCAGAAAACUUGCGUGUAUGGAACGUGAAAAGAAAAGGCUUCAAGUUGAAACGGGCGACCUCUCAACGCAGAUUCGAUUCCUACUCAAAGAACUUGAAGAAAGCAGAGGACAUAACAUCAGUAUGGAUCAAAGUAUGGAUGAGACGGAUGUAACAAGCGCUUCUGAUGUUAUCUCAGAACAUCUUCUUACUUUCCGUAGCAUCAAAGAAUUACAGGAACAAAACCAAAGAUUAUUGAAAGUUGUUCGAGAACUGAGUGCAGAGAGUGAAGCGAGUGAAAAAGAAACUGAAAACAAGGAAUUGAAAGAACUGAAAGAUUCUUUACAACAAGCUAAUGAAGAACUUGAAAAUCUUCGAGAGGAAAGACAAAAACAAAUAGAAUUUGUCGAGGCGAUUGUAAGACAACGUGAUAUGUACAGAGUUCUUCUGGCACAAGAACCCAAAACUGGCGUUCCACUUUCGAUUUUAGCAAGUCCAUCUCAAGCUACCUCAACUAAGCAGAUAUCAAUAAGAGAUAGUGUUGAUCGUACACCCGAUUCGCAAGAUAAAACUGACUCGUCAUCGAAGGCAUUACAGGUUCUCAAAAGUGAGUUCGAUGAAUAUAAAAAAGAUGUACAGGAUAAUAACAAAGUGAUAAAUGAGCAAGCUGAUAGGCUGCGAUCACAGAUUUCUGAAUUACGUACGGAUAAUACAAAACUGCAGGCAAAUGUCAACUUUUCUGCUGAAAAGUAUGAAUUGCUGAAAAAGACCUUUGAUAAUUUGAGGAAAGAAUCGGAAAUGUACAGAGAAAAAAAUUCAAAACUUUCAAUGCUAAUUCAAAAGCAAGAACUGAAUAUCAACAAAAUUACAAACGAUUUAAAUUGUUCUCAAGAAGAAAAAGAAAACUUGAAAUCCAAAGUAGAAAACUUGCUUUCUGAGAUGGAAAUUUUACGUCGUGCGGAAGAACGCUUGAGGUCUGAAAAUAAUUCUUUACAGAGAGAACAGCAAGGACAAGGCGUUCUUUUAGCUAAUAUACAAAAGAUUCAACAAAGCAUGGAAAAACAGGAAUUUGAAGUUCGCUCAGAGCUCAGAAGCCGUCUUGAGUCACAGGAACGCGAGUUGAAGAAUUUACGACGAACUUCAAAUGAUACCAUACAACAAAAACAAACUAUUAUCCAGAUGACAGAAAAACAACUCUUAACGACUCAACGAAACUUAGAGAAACAACAACACAUCAAUGACACAAUUUCUGCAACUUUAAGAAAUGUGAAAUCUGAAUUGGAAUCAAGUAAACUUGAGAAUGAUAGUAAUAUCGCGAAAGUAGCGAAUCUGGAACAGAAAUUAGCACGGCUUGCGGGUGAGAAGGGGGGUAACGUUACUUUACUGGGUACUAGCGAUGAUGACGCUAUCGAAAAUUUGAAAGAUAUGAAAGCCAAAUGUGCUUCACUUGAAAACGAAAUCUCUUCUUUAAAUUUGAAGUUAGAAAAAGCGCAACGUGCUGUCCAACAACACAAAGAAUUUGCGGCUGCGACUGAGGAAUCGCUCAAACAAGCAAAUGCUGCAAAUCGUGAAUUAUCCGAGGCACUGGAAACAAGGCUCAAAAAUGCUAGUGAACAUCAGACCACAUUAGAGCAAAAAAUCACCACACUCGAAGACGAGAAUAGACAACUGAAUAGCAAAAAGACAAGCUUAAUUAGUGAGGUCGACUUACGUACAGCAGAUUUAAACCGACAAAUGGCUACGCUACAAAGCGACUUGGAUCAUGCAUUAAAGCGAGAGAAGGAUUUGCAAAAAAGUGAACAGGAAGCUAGAAAUCAGUUCACAGAACAAAUGAAUUUAAUUCACGACGCUCAAGAUAAAUAUCAAAGAGAGAUGUUAUUACAUGCGGAAAGUGUGAAAGAACUCAUGCAACUAAAAGAAAAAUCGGAAACCAACAGUUCGGAUAUAGAGAAAGCUAAAAUCAGUGCAAAACAAGCUCAACACCUUCUUGAUUCAAAUAAAGGAAUGUGGGAAAAACAGAAAAAAAAACUUACGGAUGAAAUUGAUGAAAUGAAAGAAAGAAAUAAAGAUUUGACUGACCAGUUGUCCGCACUACAUACCCAACUUGAAACUAUGAGUAACCAAAUGGUAGCCUUGCAACAUAAGAGCGCAACCUCUUCGCCAGCAGCAAAAUAUAGCAGGCUUUCUACUCAACAACAAGCGAAGUCUGUCGCUGAAGAUCCUACUGAUAAAUCUAAUGAACAACUCAUGGAUAUUAUCAAGUUUCUGAGAAAAGAGAAAAAUUUAUCGGAAGUAAAAUGCUCACUUGCUCAAUCUGAAAAUACCAGAAUGAAACAGCAACUCUCGCAUUUACAAAAACAAGCUGAUGAAUUUAAGAAAUCGUUACAUACUGAACGACAAAAAUCGCAAUCGACAUUAGCGGAACUAUCAGAACAUGAAGCACUCAUGAAAAAAGUUGAAACACUAAAUGUCUUGACGGAUAGCAAUCGUAUGCUGCGCGAAGAAAAAGAUCGCAUUCAAGAAGAAUUGAAAACUACAAAAGCUGCUCUAAUUGAGCUGAAACAAAAAUUCCGUCCUAUACAGCAAGAAAACAACUUGUUUUCUACUCAGAUCACGACAUUAAAAUCUGAAAAGGUUAUACUCGAGCAGGAUGUCCAAAGGUGGCAGCAGAGAUCACAACAACUUAUUCAGUCACCACGGCGACAGGAUCCUGAGGAAUACAGAAAACUUAUUGCUGAACAACAGAAAUUACAAAAAAAUGUGGAAAAUCUGAACAAAGAAGUCACUGAUAAAAAACUUGAAGUUUCAACAUUGCAAGGAAAGAUACGAGAACUCAAUCAACAAACAGAAAGUUUGAAAAACCAGAAUGUGAAUCUUACAAAAAAACUGGAAACUUCGGAGACUGAAAUCAAAGCCAAACAAUCUGAAUCUGAAGAAAAGAACAAAACAAUCAUGCAAAUUCGAAGAGUUGGUAGAAGAUAUAAAACUCAGUAUGAGGAAUUACAGAAAAAACAGAAAGAAAUGGAAGAAAAACAAAAAUCCACUGAAGAAAAUCGUGUACAAGACACUAGUACCUCAGAAGCGACUUUAGCAGAGAUCAAUGCAAAACUUUCAGCGUUGGAAGCGAGUCUUUUGAAAAUAACCAAAGAAAAAGAGGAUACACAGAAACAACUGGACAUGAAAACAGCUGAAGUUGAAGCACUGAAAAGUCAACUUCAACACGCAAAUCAAAAAAUUGCAGAAGAAUCCAAAUCUGGGAACAAUAGUGAACUUGCUGUUGAAAAUCAGAAAUUAAUGAGCGAAAGAGAUGAAAUGAAAAAACAACUUCAAGAGAAAGAUGACAAAUCUAAAAGACUUUUAUCGAAAGCAAAAACAAGAAUCGAACAAAUAAUAAAAGAUAAAGAUGAAAUUGCCGCUGUACGAGACCGCUUACAAUCAGAAGAAACCAAAAUGAAAGAAGAACUAGAAAAAUUGAAACAAGAAGUGAAAACUGAAACAGAUUUAAAAACUGAACUACAAAAUAAAGUGGACGAUUUACAGAAGCAACUAACGAAUGCUACUUCUCAACAACAACAGCAAAACAAGGUUACGAGUGUCGUGGGACACCAAAUUCAUCAUUAUCCUGGUACAAGUGGUAUGGUAGAACCUAGGAAAGCUGCAAAUAUAAGACCGAUAUCUACUCAACGUGUGAGCCAAGUGUCUCCCAUGAGAGUGACUCGUACAGCGCGUGUGAUGCCAGAACCACAACAAGAGGCACAAGAAGGCUCGUCCACUGAUUCUGUUCCAACAAGAAGUUCACCUCACGCUCAAGUUGCUCCCUCAUCUAGUCAUCUUCCUGCAUCAAGCAUGAGUUCUGGUACGUCAACAUCGAUGCCGACCCGUGCUUUCGUACAUCCGAUCAAUCCAUCUGCUGGUCGUCAUCAACACGUUGUUAGCUCAAUGCCGACUUCCUCAGCUACUCAUCAAAUACCAACAAGAUCUGACGCGACACCCCUAGAACAGGCUGUUGUUCGUGGCAAUACGAGCAGUACAACUGAUGGUCAAUCAAAAGAAGUUUCUGUUUCUUCUGUCGUAGCUAUGUCUUCCACAAAUGUCGAUAUUUCUGAAAGUGACCAAGCGAUUGUUUCUUCGUCUGAUGACCAACCAGCUCAGUCUGAGGACGGUGCACAGCCGUCUGUGCCCUCAUCCAGCUGUCAAAGUCAAACUUCAUCGACAACAACCGUUUCAGAAUCGGAUUCCGCACCUUCACAAUCAUCAAAUGCAAGCAGCAGCGUAAAUUCAAGCGUAGCAGUAUCAAGCAUUCCAGUUUUAAUCGGCCGACAGGCUCUACAUCCAUCACACAAGCGUUCAUACGAAGACGCAGACGAAUCGACUUCAGCUAUGGAUGAUAGUCCCGGUAGUUCAAGUGAUGCACAAGUGAGCAUGGCACCGGUUUCAAAGCGCCAACGCAGCAGUCCCGAUCAAUCAAGCUCCGCUGUUCAUCCUAUUACAUCCCAAACUGCAUCGCGAUCAUUUGGUGAGAGUUCUACAAGAAUUCAACAAGCUGAGAGUAGUGUUGCUCAAGUUGAGGUUAAAUCAUCUACUGAGGUUGAAGCCCAAGUGUCAUCUCAUUUAGAAGACGCGGAGGUCAGAAAUGAGGAAGACGGAGUGGAUACUUCCUCUUUUACACCAAUAGCGGUAGCCGAUGAUAUACAGUCUACAGAAGUCCAACCAAUGCCGUCUUCUUCCAGUGCGGAGGUUAUAGACCUGACAAGCGACGAAAGUGGCGACGACUUGAAUGUGGAACAAGACCAAGUAGAAAUGUAUGUUGUUGAAGACGGGGAAAUAAUUGCGGAUGCAGAAGGAGAUGGUGGUCAGCAGGAAGCAAACAACCAAGUACCAACAAAUUCAGCCAGACCAAUUCUCGUACUGCAACCGACCCCACCUGAUCUUCUACGAAACCGCACCCCUAUGCGACCUGCACCCCUAACCCCGGGUCUCACUGCUCCAUCUGCAGACGAUGGUGACGGUAUUGUCCCGUGUACUCCUACAUUACCUACUCGUCGUCAUGACGAUAAUUACCAAACAAUCAAUUCACCUCAUGUGCCACCCGGUGGACCACCUAUUCGGUUCCGAUUUGAGGAUGUAUCUGUGCCUUCUCAAUCUGUACAACCUCAAACAGGAAUCGGAACUGUCGAUAACACUAUAAUGGAUUUCAGUGGUGCUGGUGACGAGGCGAGAAGCGUUCCAACAACACCUAUUGCUACAAUAACAACAGUUACUCACACUUUCAUUGAGUCUUCUCAAGUUCCUCAAUCUGAGGUGUCUGCUGUCAGUAGCAGCAUCAUGGAAGACCAGGAAGAAAUUGUAGAUGUGGAUAAGGAUGAUGAAGGAGAUCUCAUGGUUCCAAUAAGUUCUUCUGUGCCUGAGGAAACUGGUAAUGUCGAUAACUCCUCUGUGUCGGAAAGUCGAGAACUUGCUUCAUCUAACUUGCAGAAUAUACGAGGAAGAAGAAUAAGACUGAUUGGUGCUAGAUCAAGAGGCAGGGGUGGAGGGGCAUCACCAUCUACAAGCCAACAGCCAUGAUGUUCUCUGAAUGAAUAUGCACUGCUUCUAAUGCUUGCUUCACAACAACUUUGUUAUGCUUUUCACUGCCAAGAAUUGUAUCAAUCAAUAUUAGAUUAGACAAGGGUGUACAGAAAGCCAGACUUGAUUGUAUUACUCAGCUUAGUUCAGAUUUUUUUUUACUGGACAAAUCUAAAAAGUUGGUAACAGAAUAUUGUACUGCUUUCAGUUCUAUUGUGCACUGGUGUCAUUGAACGAAUUUUCAUUGUCGUUUUUGUAGAAUUUGCUAAAAGUUAAAUUUGAUGCAUUUGGCAUAUUUUGUGAGUUCUAUGUAUUAGGAUCAUUAAAUUUUCAAAAUUAAUUACAAGCCAUAUUUCUGAAAUACUGAAAUGUAAUUUCUGGUAUAAUUCUUUCUCCGAACACUGCAUAUAUGCUAUGGUAUAUUAUUUCAUUGCUACAAUUAGAACCGUUGUAGAAUGUGAAUCAUGAUAAGAUUAGUAGUAAGUAGUGGGUUUGUUCAAUUGCAUGGAUGCUUAUUGAUUGACUUUAUUACAAUUGCUAUUUUCAAUGUUAUGCCCUUUGUUCCGCCACUUCCUAAAACAGCUUCACAGUUAGUCUAAUGUUGUGGCUUCUUCACUGCAUUUGAUUUGUUUGCCCAAAUUGGUUUUGUGAUUUUUGGCUAAUUGUGGAAAAAAAUGUACUUUUGGAUGAAGAAUUGCAAACUAUACAUGUAUUCAAUAAUGAAUUUUCAGAACUUCAGAUCGGUGAUGUCACAUUGAAAUUAUUUGUGCUCCUGA
Styela clava is the source of this 7816-nucleotide messenger RNA. Its product is annotated as nucleoprotein TPR-like. Gene Ontology annotation, molecular function: structural constituent of nuclear pore. NCBI's taxonomy places the organism in Eukaryota, Metazoa, Chordata, Ascidiacea, Stolidobranchia, Styelidae. The record is from RefSeq and is a predicted model, not a curated record. Gene Ontology annotation, cellular component: nuclear pore. Gene Ontology annotation, biological process: protein import into nucleus; regulation of mitotic spindle assembly; mRNA export from nucleus.